CUACCUGAAAAUCCCAAAGUAUAAGAACAUGUCCCCACGGAACCUUUUUUGCGUUACUCUUAUUUUAGCACGGAAGACUGAGCUGGAGCACACAUUUUUAAAAGGUUUUGAGCAGAGCAGUGGGGUCCGCUGUGUGCAAUAUGGCGAGUGUGGGCGUGUCAGAGGGCCUUCUGCUGGAACAGUCCUGGGUUCCUGUCCGCCUGGGGGGCGUCCAGCUCCUGGCGAAGUCGUGCUUUGCAGACACGGCGUACCGGCUUCUGCUGAGUGACCUUCAGUGUGUGUGGGAAGAAGAGAUGGAUGCUGCUGCCAUUGACGGCAGAGCACAGGCACUGAACAGGCGUCUGACUGCCCCAGUCUCCGCCUUCUUCUCACACCUGUGCUCGGUGGCGUGUCCGCGCCUGGCUGGGGGCGGCGAAGGCGAGUUUGAGGAAAGCGCGGACGUGGCGGAGUUCUCCCUGCAGCGAUCGCAGGGCCGCCUGGACAUCCGACUCAAGAGCGAGCUCGCAGGGAUGCCCUUCUACUGGGAAUUCCGCUGCACCCCUGCGCCUGUGAAAGUGGUGUGCAGUCACUUGGUGCAGCCCUUGUUGGCGGUGAGCAGGGUGCUCCAGAGGCAGGUGGGGGAGCUGGGGGCUCUGCUCACCAGGAAGGAUGCAGAAAUCCAGGAGUACAAGGAGAGUGGAGCAGUGCUGAGCAGAGCUCGAUUGAAGACGGAGGUGUUUGAAGAACAGAGCUACAGAGAGAGCUUCAUCACACAGGUACUGCCCGAGGUGUGCUCUGCCCAGGACCAGCUGGGGUUCGACGCAGACCUGCAGGAGCUGUACACAGCCGUGACUGCGCAGAGGAGCAGCCACAAGCGGAAGAGCUCCGACAACCAGGCCCCCGGGGACCACUUCCCCAAAAAAAAGAGCACCCUGGAUGAGGCCCCCAACAGCUCCACAGCCCCAGGGGCGGAGCUCGCUGCUGCUCUGGAUCAGACACAGAGCAGCUCAGCUGGGCCAGAACCAGGGCCCGGGUCAGCAGGACCAGAGGGUCCCCACGGUGAACAGACUGCACCCCUCAACAACGUCCAGUCUGAUAGGCCUUCUUCGCGACCCCGGAAGAAGAAAGCUGUCGGCCUGUUUCGGUGACCGCUGUCCCAGUGGAUGCUCAUCCUGGUGUGUUCGCUCUAUUUUAAGGACUGAUCUCGGGCAGUAUCUAUUCUUCCAACAAACAAGUUUUUUUAAACAAUCCAUUAAUCCCCCCCCCCUUUU
This is a messenger RNA of Anguilla anguilla (European eel), 1250 nucleotides long. RefSeq names its product nonhomologous end-joining factor 1 (gene nhej1). The transcript has 8 exons. Gene Ontology annotation, biological process: double-strand break repair via nonhomologous end joining. The record is from RefSeq and is a predicted model, not a curated record. The coding region runs from base 141 to 1127 and encodes 328 amino acids. Gene Ontology annotation, cellular component: DNA ligase IV complex; nucleus. Gene Ontology annotation, molecular function: DNA end binding. Lineage: Eukaryota; Metazoa; Chordata; Actinopteri; Anguilliformes; Anguillidae.